GCUGCGCAUGCCGUCAUGGUCGGCGCCGAAGAGAAGCACGUCCGGUUCGUUGCCGGUGGGGAGGCGGCGGAGCUGAGUCGGCCAGAAGAGGUGGCCGUGGUGGGCAACGGCUGGCGAUGCGGCGGGGAGGGGACUGCGCUGCGGUGGUGCAUCUCCUUGGCCCUCUGUGCCUCCUUCGUGGGGCUGGGGAUGGGCGUCGCGGUGCUGGGGCCCACCUUCGACAACCUGGCCGCCAACGUCGGCAAGAACGUCAGCGACAUGUACUACAUCUUCGUGGGCCGGUCCGUGGGCUUCCUGGGCGGCUCGAUGCUCGGCGGGGUGCUGUUCGACUGCAUGAACGCCCAUAUCCUCAUCGCAAUAUCCAUGUGUGGGACAACAGUUGGUCUUUAUGGGAUACCCUGGUGUAAGGAAUCCCUGCUGCUGACUGCCUUGAUGUCAGUUAUUGGAGGUGCCAUGGGAUUUCUGGACACAGGUGGCAAUGUGCUGGUACUCAAGACGUGGGGAGCAGAAGCUGGGCCGCACAUGCAAGCCUUGCACUUCAGCUUUGCUGCUGGGGCGUUUCUGGCUCCCAUCCUGUCUAAAAUGGCCUUGGGAGGCUCUGAAUCUAAAGGCUAUCCAGUGACUGAGAAGACAAACCAGUCUGUCCUGAGGGCUGCGCCAACGGCACCAGCUGCCACAGCUGCACCAGCUGCCACAGCUGUGCCAGCGCUGCAGCACCACCUUGGCACAGACUUCCUGUGGUCCUACAUUGUCAUAGGCACCUACCUGCUGGUAGUUUCUUUGUUCUUUUUUGUCUUGUAUUACAAGGCCACCUCUGCUCAGGACAAAUCUGAGGCCUCUGUGGAGAAGAAACUAUAUGCCAGGUACCAUUAUGCUCUUCUUAGCCUCCUCUUUGUGUUCUUCCUCUGCUACGUGGGAGCGGAGGUCACUUAUGGCUCUUACAUAUUCACAUAUGCCAAGGUCUUUGCCGGGAUGAAAGACAGCGAAGCAGCUGCUUUGAAUUCUGUCUUCUGGGGAGCCUUCGCGGCCUGCAGAGGGCUGGCUAUAUUCUGUGCUACUUGCAUGUACCCUGGCACCAUGAUUGUGCUGAGCCUCAUCAGCUCUGCUACCUCCUCCUUCUGCUUGGCCUUCUUUGCCAACUACCCAGCCUCGCUCUGGCUGGGCAGCGCUGUCUACGGCGCCUCGAUGGCCACCGUCUUCCCCAGCGGCAUCUCCUGGGUCGAGCAGUACACGGUUGUGCAGGGCAAGUCGGCUUCUCUCUUUGUCAUUGGCGCCGCGCUGGGUGAGAUGUGCAUCCCUGCUACUGUGGGCUACCUGCAGGGCCAAUUCCACCAUGUGCCUGUGGUGAUGUACACUGCCCUGGUGACCUCUGCCAUGACAGUCUUGCUCUUCCCUGUCAUGUACAAGCUGGCCAACUGUCCCCGCAAGAGCGACUGCAAGAAGGUGAGUGAGGGCGAGGUCUGCAAGGCUUUGCUGACCACCUCGAAUUCACUUAACGAGGAUGAGGAGGAGGAGAAUGUGGCAGAAUGGAACAAAACAGAUUUUGAGGUGAUAGAAAUGAACAACGUGCUGAGAAACUCCAUGGUAGAGAUCUCCAGGGGGACACACGGGGACUUACCAGCUGAGGACUAUCUGCAGUCCCCCAUGGACAAUGUGUUGCAUGAUUCCCCAGUAGCUGCUGAUGGCUCCCCUGGCACUCAGGACAAGGAUGCUGACCAGGAGAAGCAUGACUGAAGUUAAAGCUGACUGACCGUGUGUGAAAGGACUGCUAUGGAGCUGUGGUGUUCUUGAUAUGUGACUCCAGAAUCCUCCUUCAGGGGUGCUGAGCUCAGCACACUCAGGUCUGCAUCUGUCCAGCCUUUUCCUUCCCCUUUUCCCCCCAUCUGCAGCCAUGUGCUGGUGAGUGUGAUUCCUCAACAACACGGGUGAGUAGGGUAACCUUGGUUCAGCUCCCGCAGUGGUGCUGCCAGAAUGCAUGGACUGCACUGAAGAUCAGAACAGGAGAUGUUUUCUCUAUGUGAAGCAGCGUUUAAGUAGUGCCUGCUGCAAUAAGAGCUACCUAGGGAAGGAGGGGACUGCUCUGAGCACAGUGGGUGGAGGGUGCAGUUCAGAGGUGCUUUGUCACAAAAUGUCUUUACGAGGGAGGAGAGAAAUCUGUUAGCUGUGGUGCUAAACUUUGUUCUGUCGUGCCAGGGCAAUGCUGCUGCCUUGAAAGUUUGUAUGACGUGAACCAGGAAAUCAGCUCAGCCUUCAGGUGAUGCCCCAUGGCUGUCAAUCAGAUAAAUUGUUACCAAACUACAGAAUUUCCUGGUCCUACAAUUAAGAUGGGAAAAAUAAUGAAGCAUGGUGGAACCCUGGUGGAAUCCUGCCUUUGGGUCAUUGGAAAGUGGUGUAUGGGAAGGGGCAGGAAAUGG
Pogoniulus pusillus (Red-fronted tinkerbird) is the source of this 2414-nucleotide messenger RNA. RefSeq names its product major facilitator superfamily domain containing 4B (gene SLC60A2). Lineage: Eukaryota; Metazoa; Chordata; Aves; Piciformes; Lybiidae. The transcript has 4 exons. Bases 16 to 1734 code for a protein of 572 amino acids. The record is from RefSeq and is a predicted model, not a curated record.